AUGGGACGCAUAUUCCUCCAGCAUAUUGGGGGAUCCCGACUGUUCACUUGUGGGAACUGCAACAUUGCGCUGACAAACAGAGCCGAGCUAAUCUCAACCCGUUUUACAGGGGCUACAGGGAGAGCAUUUUUAUUUAACCGAGUGGUGAACCUGCAGUACAGUGAAGUUCAGGAUCGGGUGAUGUUAACUGGACGUCACAUGGUACGGGAUGUGUCCUGCAAGUACUGCAGCUCCAAACUUGGCUGGAUCUAUGAGUUUGCCACGGAGGACAAUCAGAGGUACAAGGAGGGCAGAGUUAUUCUUGAACGGGCCUUGGUCCAUGAGGUUGAUGGCAUGGAUGAACCCGUGCUCAAUGACAGUUGA
This is a messenger RNA of Candidula unifasciata, 363 nucleotides long. NCBI's taxonomy places the organism in Eukaryota, Metazoa, Mollusca, Gastropoda, Stylommatophora, Geomitridae. The record is from the annotation of a GenBank genome assembly.